AUGAACACUCCUAACAUGUUCCCACACAUUCUUGCAUUCAUCAGGAAGGAAAUCUUACGAAGUAACCGUCCCACAUGGGAGAAUCGGGAUCGAGAGCAGACUGGGCCGGAUAUCAUCUUACUCGUACACCUGGGUUCAGGAGGAAAUGGGUUCCGCGACACCGUCCACGGUGGCGUACUCGGCGCACUUCUCGACGAAGCACUAGGAUGCUGUAUCGAAUCCUGGGCCUGUCAGCUCGACAAGAGUGAACCAGCAUCCUCGGAGACGCGACCACGCUUGUAUACCGCUAGCCUUAAUAUCUCAUAUCAUGCGCUAGCAGAAUCACCGGGCAUCAUUCUUGUGCACGCCUGGCUUAAAGGCAGGCAGGGCAGGAAGUGGUUUUUAGCCGCCAAGAUUCUAGGGGACGAUAAUCGCACUCGAGCGGAGGCUUCGGCCUUGUGGGUCAGUGAAAGAGCUGCCGCCAUGUAA
Messenger RNA from Aspergillus nomiae NRRL 13137, 468 nucleotides. RefSeq names its product PaaI family thioesterase. The transcript has a single exon. The coding region runs from base 1 to 468 and encodes 155 amino acids. The record is from RefSeq and is a predicted model, not a curated record. NCBI's taxonomy places the organism in Eukaryota, Fungi, Ascomycota, Eurotiomycetes, Eurotiales, Aspergillaceae.